This is a messenger RNA of Myotis lucifugus (little brown bat), 2797 nucleotides long. RefSeq names its product HESX homeobox 1 (gene HESX1). The coding region runs from base 1295 to 1852 and encodes 185 amino acids. Gene Ontology annotation, biological process: pituitary gland development; regulation of transcription by RNA polymerase II; forebrain development. The record is from RefSeq and is a predicted model, not a curated record. NCBI's taxonomy places the organism in Eukaryota, Metazoa, Chordata, Mammalia, Chiroptera, Vespertilionidae. Gene Ontology annotation, cellular component: nucleus. The transcript is spliced from 5 exons. Gene Ontology annotation, molecular function: DNA-binding transcription repressor activity, RNA polymerase II-specific; RNA polymerase II cis-regulatory region sequence-specific DNA binding.
UCCCAUCGCCGCGCGCGCCUCGAGAACCAGAGCCUCGAGUGAGGACCACACUGGGCAAUUGGGGGCGGCUUUAGUUCUCCCUCAGCAUUUUCCGUCAGCGACCAUGCAAGAGGCCCUGCUGCUGUUGCCUUCCUUUAGUGUCUCAAACGGAACCUUCCCGACCCUCCCCGAAGCGCCCAGCCUCCCCCUCCAGCACAACGGUGCUGGCCACCUCAGAGGUCUGUGGGAUCCGAGGUCGUGUCAUUCACCGGGCUUUCCCGGCUCAUUCGUGGACAGUAGAUUCUACAUUAUUUUUCUGGACAUUUGGAUAUCAGUUUAUUCAGCUUAAAACAUGUGACCUUGUCGCCAAAAUCAUCCAUUCUUCCUGGUCUUGAAGGACUGACAAGCCACGAUUUAGACGUCCAUAUUUCUUUAAAAUCACAAAUGAAAGCACCUUUUAAAAAUCAGAAUUCCCUAGUCAGUUAUGUUGGUGACUGACCAGCACUUGCGUUUGGUGGGAAAGUUUUGGAAGAAGCUUUAAGGAGCUUCUUGGGCCCCUGGUUUUACCGUGGAGAAGGCGCAGGCCGCUCUCGGGACUGGAUCUGGACCGGACGUGCAGCCUCCCCAUCCACCUGCCUGGGCCACACGCUGCCGGCGUGGUUCCCUGUGGCGCGAGGAGCGUUCCUUGCAGAUGAAAUGGCAGAUCACAGCGCCGCCUGCACAUCCAGCCAUUCGCCCCACCAGCCCAUCCCAUUCUCAGUCAAGAAAUGCUGGGUAUAAAGAUGACCAGUUGCCUGGCUCCGCCGGUGCGUGGGAGCAAACCCAGCUACAGCGACGGGAAUGGAAGGCACUCCUUUUCCACCGAAGCCAGAUUUUCCCACGGCCUCCUGAAGAAGGAUGAAGUCAGGUUUUCAAUGUUUUCCCAGGUAGACUUGCAGUGGUUUCACAGAAGUAGCCUUCAUGUUAUAAAUUCUAACGAAAAGCUCUCUCCUUGGAUUGCUUUUUAUCAACUAGUCACCCUCUGGAAGAGACCUUUAGUUUUUGAAAGGUGUUUGGAGUCCGGCCUUACCCAGCGCUGCUGGUUCCCAGCUGCUGAGAUGUACCCACAGCACCUCCAGGUCCCAGCAACCCGUCGGUCCUCCCCGAUUUCUUUUCACUCCGGCAGCCCAGCGGCGUGCAGCCUGGCUCUACCGAGGAAGACUUGCAAGAGCCCUAACGUGACCUGCAGGAAGAUCACCGCCCUGUAUGUGUGGGGCAGAGCCAGCCAAGAGGUGCACAGAGGCCAGAGCUGCCGACCUGUGCAGCCCACGGGAGGAUGUCUCCUAGCCUUCAGGAGGGCGCUCGGCUUGGGGAAAGCAAACCCUCGCCCUGCUCCUUUUCAAUUGAGAGCAUUUUAGGACUGGACCAGAAGAAAGACAGUGUUCCAUCCAUGAAACCCCACCGGCCUUGGGCAGACACCUGCAGCUCCUCAGAGAAAGAUGUGAACCUAUAUCUACAUGUCCCAAGCCUUCCAAAUGGGAUUUUGUUCUCUUGUACUGUGGAUCACCCAGUGCCAGAAGAAAAAGUUAUGAAAUAUGAAAGUUACUUUUCAACCUCAGAAAGACUGUCUUUGAAAAGAGAGUUGAGUUGGUAUAGAGGCAGAAGACCAAGAACUGCUUUUACUCAAAACCAGAUUGAAGUGUUGGAAAAUGUCUUUAGAGUAAACUGCUAUCCUGGCAUUGAUAUCAGAGAAGACUUAGCUCGAAAAUUGAAUCUAGAGGAAGACAGAAUCCAGAUAUGGUUCCAAAAUCGGCGUGCCAAACUGAGGAGGUCUCACAGAGAAUCACAGUUUCUAAUGGUGAAGAAAAACUUCAACACAAAUCUCUUGGAAUAGAUAGAAAACUAAACUUGUGAAGUUAUCUUCCAAUUGCAGAACACGAAGAACCAAUGGAAAUAUCAAGUUUUUUAAAUGUGAUGUUUUCUUUUCUGCAUUUAAUCUGAACAUUGUCACUUUCUGAAAAUAUAUUGUAAAUAAUUACUAUAUCAUGGUACCUGUUAUACUUGGGCAUUUUUAAAUAUAAUAAAGGCCUUUUCUAUAUAUUUUAAUAAACAUUUUCAGAAACAGCCAGCUAUUUUUUCAGUGAGCAAAUUUAAUGUAAUAAAUUAGUUUGCUAAAAUCAGUAAACUCGUGACUAAGUGGCUCCACAAACUGAAUUCUGUACAUUUACAAAAUAAUUCAAGUAAAAUCAUCUGGAGAAUGGCACAAAGGUGUGACUUGUUUCAAUUAGUUUCCUUCAAAUGCAUUUUGAAGCGUGUUUAUGCUUUAAUGAUCAAAUAUGAUUUAUUCAUAAAUCUUAUUUUCUCUUGAUUUCUGGCAUGAAUCAGUGAAAAUUUUUCACCAUAUAGCAAUACAAAUCCUUAUAGAAUGCCAGUUUCAGUUUUUUAAAAAAGCAAAGUCAUUAUACCAAAGUAGAAAUAUAAAAGUAUCAGUUGUCAUAUUCAUACCAUUGCACAAAAGAAUUGAGCUGCAAGUAAAUGCAAAUUUUAAAAUAUUUUUCUAAUUCAUGUAAUGCUGUACUUUAAUUUCAUUCCUUAAAGUGAUAAUGAACAUGUGGCUUAUAUCUAUUUCUAGUGUAGUGAUUUCCAAUUGGCUGUAUAUUUUGUUACAAGUAAUAUGUUGACUGAGAAGGUGGGAUAAGGCCUGCCUUGCGUAUGUACUCUGACAUACUUGUUGGAAAUAAUCAGGGCGCUUUCUGAGACAAAAACUAUGUAUUUUCUUUGCAUUUGCCAUUGUACCUGUCAAUUAAAGAUGCAAAUAGGAUUAAAUAGCAUCCCAAGA